UAAAAGUUGGGGCCAUGAGAGCACGGGGCUGUCGACGAAACAUUCGGUCUUCAUCAUCUCUUUGCUGCUGGUUAUCCUGCGGGUGAAUAAGUUGCGAUCGCCAUGGCCACCUUGGGAGGAGUUCAUGAUGCGAAGGAGAUCGAGAACAGCGUUGAGAUCGAAGAGCUCGCUCGCUUCGCUGUCGAAGAGCACAACAAGAAGGCGAAUACUCUUCUUGAGUUUGUUCGAGUAGUGAAGGUGAAAGAGCAAGUUGUAGCUGGAAUUAUUUACUAUAUAACUAUUGAGGCAAUUGAAGGAGGGAAGAAGAAGCUAUAUGAGGCUAAAGUCUGGGUCAAACCCUGGAUGAAGUUUAAGGAGCUUCAGGAGUUUAGUCCGUUGGAUGACUGCUCUUCGGAGAGUCAAACUCCAAAAGAUGGGCAUGAAACUGGAUGGAUGAUGGUGCCAACGAAUGAUCCUAUCAUACAAGAUGCAGCAAUUCAUGCUGUACAAUCCAUCCAACAAAUGUCUAACUCACUGAUCCCAUAUAAACUGCUUGAGGUCCUUUCUGCGAGGGCCAAGAAGGCUGAAAAUUCUGCCAAGUUUGAACUGCUGCUUAAAGUAAGAAGAGGACAGGAGGAGGAGAAGUUCAUGGUGGAAGUAGAUGAGACUAUGCAAGGAACAUUUCAUUUGAAUCAGAUGAGGCAGCAGGAUUCAGAUUCUGGUAUUUACUAAUUAUUUACAUGUAUGAAGGAUUGCCCAAUAAAAUGUCCUGGAUUGGUCUCCAAGGCCUAUCUAAAUCCCCUAUUGUGUAAGUGGUGGAUGCUAUUAUUCUGUUUGUAAUUCAUAUGUUAUUGCCAUUAUUCUUAUUCUUCUUCUUAUUAUUAUUAUUUGUAAGCAUUGUAAAGGAAAGUGGCAUACUUUUUUACCUUUUCAAA
Messenger RNA from Phoenix dactylifera (date palm), 914 nucleotides. RefSeq names its product cysteine proteinase inhibitor 12-like. Gene Ontology annotation, molecular function: cysteine-type endopeptidase inhibitor activity. NCBI's taxonomy places the organism in Eukaryota, Viridiplantae, Streptophyta, Magnoliopsida, Arecales, Arecaceae. The record is from RefSeq and is a predicted model, not a curated record.